Sturnus vulgaris (Common starling) is the source of this 3051-nucleotide messenger RNA. Lineage: Eukaryota; Metazoa; Chordata; Aves; Passeriformes; Sturnidae. The record is from RefSeq and is a predicted model, not a curated record.
AUGGCCGCGCCCGCCGCGGGGACCGAGCUGCCCGUGCCCGAAUCAGGUGCUGUUUUCACAUUUGGGAAAAGCAAAUUUGCAGAAGAUAUUCCUAGCAAGUUCUGGUUCAAAAAUGACAAGCCUGUACUUAUAUCUUGUGGAGAUGAACAUACAGCUAUUAUUACAGGAAAAGGUAAACUAUAUAUGUUUGGCAGUAAUGACUGGGGCCAGUUAGGACUAGGAUCAAAGAGCACUGUCAGCAAACCAACAUGUGUUAAAGCUUUAAAACCAGAAAAACCAAAACUUGCUGUUUGUGGAAGAAACCACACUUUAGUUUACACAGAAAAAGGAAAUGUCUAUGCUGCUGGAGGUAACAGUGAAGGCCAGUUGGGAUUAGGUGACACAGAGGAAAGGACCACAUUUCAUUUAAUUAGUUUUUUUACCAACCAGCACAAGAUCAAGCAACUAUCAGCUGGAUCAUACACCUCAGCAGCAGUAACUGAGGAUGGGCACCUCUUUGUGUGGGGUGAUAAUUCAGAAGGUCAGAUUGGCCUGGCCAGUGAAGCCUCUAUCAGUGUCCCCUGUAAAGUGGAUAUUGGAAAACCUAUUUCCUUUGUAUCCUGUGGAUAUUAUCAUUCUGCCUUGAUUACAGGUGAUGGUGAGCUCUAUACUUUUGGAGAAUCUGUGAAUGGGAAACUGGGACUAUUCCCUGAACAGCUGAAGAACAAUAGAGUCCCACAGCCUGUACUGGGAAUUAUGGAAAAGGUUAAAAAGGUUGCCUGUGGUGGAGAACACACUGUGGUGCUGACAGAGAAAGCUGUUUACACUUUUGGACUUGGACAAUAUGGGCAGCUGGGACAUGGAACUUUUGUGUUUGAAAGCUCAGUACCGAAGCCUGUGAAACACUUGAAGAGGCAUAAAAUAUGUAACAUUGCAUGUGGGGAAAAUCACACUGCUGUGAUAGCAGAGAAUGGCCUCAUGUUUACUUUUGGAGAUGGACGACAUGGCAAGUUAGGAUUUGGAGAAGAAAGUUUUACAAAUCUGUUUGAUCCCACUCUGUGUUACAAUUUCUUGAAGUUCACAGUCCUUUUGGUUGCUUGUGGUGGUUGUCACAUGCUGGUUUUUGCUGCUCCAAGACCUAAAGGAUCUGAAGUACUCUUGGAAGAUUUAUAUGAGCCUCGCUUGACUGCUACUACCCCUCAAAUGAGUGGGGACUUUGUACUAGCAAACACUUUGCAAUUAUCAGCAGCACGAAUGCGACGGCGAGAGAGGGAAAGGUCACCAGAGCAAUUUGUUCGAAUGGCACAAACUCUGCCUCCAAUGGGGAAAGGCUUCUUGAAAUCUUCAUUGCCUGUGACAAGCAACACCAGCCCAUUUUGGUUUUCUGCAACAAGUCAUCCUAAAGCUGAAUCUGGGAGGGAUGGAGACCAUGAAAAAGAAAAUAAUCAUCAAAAAGAUAAACCUGGUGAAGUCUCUUCAGAACAAGAUUCAGAUAAUGAAAAUAUUGACAGAAGCCUUGGGGAUACAACUGACAUCCUAAAUAUGACACAUGCAAUGAAGUUGAAUCCUGGUGACUGGUCCUUAAAAUUAUCACCACUCCAAAAACAGAAGGAAGAGGUCCACUAUGAACACAGAGUUCUCCAGAGGCCAAGGAGAACAGUGACACAUCUGGACUUAGAAAAAGACAGUGAGAUUGAGGAGAUUCAAGCUACAAACCAUGAGAAAGAAUGUAUAGAACAGACUGAUUUAAAAAGCCUGAAUGAAGAAGAAACAAGCUCUGAUGCUAAAUCUGAUGUAGACAGGCCAUUAGAAAUUAAGAAUGAGGAGGAAUCUGAUCAGGAGCAGGAGAAUGAGAGCAGUGAAAAGGGUGAAAGUGAAAAAGAAAAACUGGAUGAAACAAUUGACAGUGAAGGUAAACCAGGGGAGGAAGAAGAGAAUGAGGCUGAAAAAGAUAGAGAUGAAGUUUCAGUAGAAAAAGAUGUAGAGGGAAAAGAUAAUGAGGAAGAAACUGAAAAAGAAUCACAGGCUGAAAGAGACAGUGGGAAUGAGGGCGCAGAGGAGACUGAGGUCAGCCAGCAAGAUGGCAAAGAUCAAGGAGAUGAGCAAGGUACGUUGAUAGAGGAAGAAGAAAUGGCGAGUGAGGAAGAAAAGGAGGGUAUGGAGGAGAAGUAUGAGAAAGAGGAAGGCACUGAGAAAGAGAAAGAGCAGGUUAAAAAGAGGGAAGAGGUAUCUGGAGAACAGGAUGAGGAAGAGGCAAAUACAAAAACUAAGGAAGUGGGUGAGGAUGGAGUGGAAGAAGGAAAAGAUGGGGAGGAUGAAGUGGAAGAGGAAAGAGAAGAUGAGAAAGAGGAAGGAACAGAGGCAGAAGCAGAAGGGGAGGAGGGAGAGGAAGAUGAAAAGGAAGAAGAGGAGGGAGGAAAUGAAGAGAAAGGGGAAGGUAAAAAAGAGGGAGAAGGAGUGGAAGAAGAUGAGGGAGUAGGGGAGGAAGAAGAGAAUGUUGGAGAUGAGGGAAAAGAGGGAGUGGAAGAAGAAGAGGAAGAUGGGAAAGAAGGAGUAGAAGCAGAGGGAGAGGAGGAAACGGAAGAGGAGGAAACAGGAGAGGAAGAAGAAGAGGUAGAGGAGGGAGAAGAGGGAGGGCAGAAAGAAGGAGAAGGAGAAGGAGAAGGAGAAGGAGAAGGAGAAGGAGAAGGAGAAGGAGAAGGAGAAGGAGAAGGAGAAGGAGAAGAGGAAGAGGAAGAGGAGGAAGAAGAAAAAGGGGAAGAGGGUGAGGAGGAAGAAGGGGAAGAAGGAGAGGGAGGAGAAGAAAAAGGGGAAGAGGGCGAGGAGGAAGAAGAAGAGGGAGAGGGGGGAGAAGAAGAAGAAGAGGGGGAAGAAGGAGACGAGGAGGAAGGGGAUGUAGGAGAGGAGGAAGAAGAGGAUGAGGGAGAAGAAGAUGAGGAAAAGACAAAAAGUUCUGCUUUACCAAACAGCUCUAAACAAAACAUGAAAUCCAAACGCCAUGUAGCAAAUGGUUUACAUAAUUCAGAACAAUUUUGGAACAAUGUGCUACCUCAUUAUUUAACACUAAAGUAG